Molecule: messenger RNA, 3150 nt
Organism: Vicia faba (fava bean)
Lineage: Eukaryota; Viridiplantae; Streptophyta; Magnoliopsida; Fabales; Fabaceae
Source: the annotation of a GenBank genome assembly
AUGUCUUUCUCCUCCGAUCAUCCAUGGAUCUACGACGUGUUCAUAAACUUCAGAGGAGAAGAAACUCGUCACAACAUCGUUUCUCAUCUCUAUGUUGCACUCUCAAAUGCGGGAAUCAACACUUUUCUUGACAACAAGAAUCUUACAAAGGGAGAGGAGCUAGGACCAGAACUGAUGAGGGCAAUAGAGGGCUCUAAGAUUUCUAUUGUUGUUUUAUCAGUCAACUAUACAAAUUCUAGCUGGUGUCUUAACGAGCUGUUACAUAUCAUGGAAUGCCGCAAAAAGUAUGGCCAGAUCGUUUUACCCGUAUUUUACGGUAUUGACCCAUCGUUUGUCCGUAAACAGAGUGGUUUCCUUGGAGAAGCCUUGACAGUUAGUGCAAGAUGUGUUGAAUGUUUUAAUCCAAAACGAAAGAAAAGAGAUCUCUUGUACAAGUGGAGGACCACACUCACAGAAGUUGCUAAUAUAUCUGGCUGGGAUUCCCGUAGUUUCAGUGAAGCUAAACUAGUGAAGAAAAUUGUCGAGGACAUUUUGACAAAACUAGAUGUCUCAUUGUUGUCUAUUACUGAAUUUCCGAUUGGAUUGGAUUCCCAUGUGCAAAAAUUGACCCAAAUGAUUGACGCUCAAUCAAGGAAAGCAUGUAUGAUAGGGAUAUGGGGAAUGGGUGGAUCCGGCAAAACAACCAUAGCUAAAGCUCUCUACAAUCGAAUCCAUCGUAAAUUUGAGGGUAGAGCAAGUUUCAUUGAAAGUAUACGAGAGAGUUGUGAAAGUGAUACUAGAGGAAUUAUUCAUUUACAACAACAACUUCUUUCAGAUCUCCUCAAAAUAAAGCAGGAGAUUCAUAGCAUUGCAUCCGGGAUAACUAAGAUCGAGACAAGACUUCGGGGGCAAAAGGCUUUUGUCAUACUCGAUGAUGUGACCGAGUCGGAGCAAUUAAAAGCUUUGUUUGGAAAUCCUAAGUUGUUUGGUUCAGGAAGUGUAUUGAUUAUUACAACUAGAGAUGUACGCCUUCUCAAUUCACUCAGUGCUGACCAUGUCUUCACAAUGACGGAAAUGGACGACAACCAGUCUCUUGAACUUUUCAGCUGGCAUGCUUUUCGACAACCAAGUCCUAGAGAAGAUUUUAGUGAACUCUCUAGAAAUGUAGUUGCUUAUUGUGGAGGAUUACCAUUGGCUCUUGAAGUCCUUGGAUCUUACUUAUUUCAGAGGACGGAAAAGGAAUGGAAAAGUGCUCUAUCAAAAUUAGAGAAAAUUCCCAACAAUCAUGUGCUACAGAAAUUGAGAAUCAGUUAUGAUGGUCUAAAAUAUUAUGAGGAAAAGGAUAUAUUUCUUGACAUAUGUUGUUUCUUCAUUGGAAAAAACAGAGCUGAUGUUACAGAGAUACUUAAUGGCUGUGGACUUUAUGCUGAUAUUGGAAUAGCUGUCCUCAUAGAGCGCAGCCUCGUAAAAGUUGCAAAGAAUAACAAGCUUCAAAUGCAUGAUUUGCUAAGAGACAUGGGUAGAGCAAUAGUUGGCGAAAGUUCAGCAAAAGAGCCUGGAAAGCAUAGUCGAUUGUGGUUUCAAGAGGAUGUGUUGCAUGUUUUGUCAAAUAAUAUUGGAACAGAAACUGUUGAAGGAUUGAUUUUGAAGUUGCAUAGAACUGGCAGAAUUUGCUUCAGUACUAAUGCUUUUCAGGAUAUGAGAAAACUGAGGCUUUUAAAACUUGAUGGUACUGACCUCAAAGGAGAUUAUGGAUUAAUUUCCAAACAAUUGAGAUGGGUUGAUUGGCAACGAUCUACCUUCAAAUUUAUACCCAAUGACUUUAAUAUGGGAAAUCUAGUUGUUUUGGAAUUAAAAUAUAGCAGUGUUGAACAAGUUUGGCGGGAGACCAAGUUGUUGGAGAAGCUAAAAGUUCUUAAUCUCAGUCAUUCCAAGUACUUGAAAAGAACUCCGGACUUUUCAAAAUUACCGAAUUUAGAAAAGCUCAUCAUGAAGGAUUGUCCAAGUUUGUCUGAGGUACACCAGUCCAUUGGAGAUCUCAAGAAUCUUCUUUUGAUAAAUUUUAAGGACUGUACAAGUCUUUGUAAUCUCCCAAGAGAGAUCUAUCAAAUGAUAUCAGUGAAAACUCUCAUCCUGUCCGGCUGUUCAAAGAUUGACAAGUUGGAAGAAGACGUGGAGCAGAUGGAAUCCUUGACAACUCUAAUUGCAGCAAAUACUGGUAUCAAGAAAAUUCCUUUUUCAAUAGUAAGAUUAAAAAGUAUUGGAUAUAUAUCACUAUGUGAAUAUGAAGGAUUAUGGCAUGAUGUUUUUCCUUCUCUCAUUUGGUCAUGGAUUUCACCAACCAGAGAUUUCAUUCCCCAUGUUUUUCCAUUUGGAGGCAACUCAUUGUCUCAUGUUUCAUGGGAUGUAGAUAGUAUUAUGGACUAUCAUUCACCAAUUCUUAGAUGUGUUUGGGUUCAAUGCCAGUCCGAAACUCAACUAACUCAAGAAUUACAAAAGUUUGUCGAUUAUCUAUAUGAUGUAAAUUUUACUAAGUUGGAACACGGACCAAACACCUCAGAUCAUUCCUUGAGAUCACUUGUGAUUGGAAUGGGAAAUACCGAAAUAAUCAUGGAUACUCUUGGGAAGAGCUUAUCACAGGGAUUGGCAGCCAGUUCUAUUGAUUCUUUUCUUCCGGGCGACAAUUAUCCUUCUUGGUUAGCCUAUACAUGUGAAGGAUCUUCAGUAAUUUUCCAAGUGCCUGAGGAUAAUGAUUGCGGCAUGAGUGGAAUAAGCUUAUGCGUUCUUUAUUCAUCAAUGCCUGGAAACCUGAUAACAGAAUGUCUCACUAGUAUCUUGAUCAUUAAUUACACAAAAUUAACUAUCCAGAUUUACAAGCGAGACACAGUAAUGUCGUUUAACGAUGAAGAUUGGCAAGGUGUGGUAUCAAAUUUAGGAGUUGGUGACAAGGUGGAGAUAUUUGUAGCUAUUGGGCAUGGAUUGACUGUUAAGGCGAUGACUGUUUAUCUAAUAUAUCAUCAGUCAACUGCAAUGGAAAUUAAGCCAAUACCUGAAGUGGAGGUGCAGACAUCACCUGAUGUGAAAAUGGAUCCAUUGCCUAAGAAAAAUAGAAAAAUAUUUGUAAGACUUGCAAUGAGAGUGGGAGAAUGUUUAUGUAUGAACCAAAAUUGA